UGCAAAGUCUUUUUCAGUCUGUAAUUUGGAUGCGGACAUGGCUGUUCGGGAUAAAUCACUCUCCUGCUUUCCAAUCAGAGCAAUUUUUCUCAUGGUGGUUCUGUUUAAUGUGACUGAAGGUGGAAGGCUUUUGGUAUUCCCACAAGAUGGUAGCCACUGGCUAAGCAUGCAGAGUUUAGUAGAAAAAUUAUCUCAUAAAGGUCACCAAAUUUUUAUGGUUAUCCCUGAAACCAACUUAUUUCUAAAGGGUUUAACAAAUUACACAGUGAGAUCUUUUUCUACACCCUAUGGCAAAAACUUCUUAGAAGAUCAUAUGAAGAGCAUGAGUAAAGAAGUAUUUAAAGAUAAUCCAUUUUUACAGAGGAUGAUGCACAUGCAUCGGAGAAUAAGUAACAUGACUGGCUCUUUGCUGGAAGCCUGCAAAAACCUUCUGAACAAUGCUACCCUCAUCAAAGAUCUAGAACAGAGAAAUUUUCAUGCUGUUCUAAAUGAUCCGGUCCUCCCAUGUGGAGAAAUAGUGGCUGAACACCUCUCUAUACCAUCUGUGUUUUUCAUGCGUGGGGCUUUGUUUGGGAUUGACCAGGAGGCCUGUUUAUCACCCAGUCCUCCUUCUUAUGUGCCCAGAAUAUUCACCACAUACUCAGACCACAUGACUUUCAGUCAGAGGGUGAAGAACCUGUUGGUGUAUUUAACUGAACAUGUCCUUGGAAGAUUGUUCUACUCCUCCUAUGCCAGCCUGGCAACGGAUUUUUUGAAAAGGGAAGUAACGGCCAUAGAUCUUUUUAGUCGGGCUUCCAUCUGGCUCCUAAGAUACGACUUUACUUUUGAAUACCCUAAGCCUGUGAUGCCCAAUAUGAUUUUUAUAGGAGGCAUUAACUGUGUCAAUAGAAAGCCCCUGACUGAGGAGUUUGAGAAGAUUGUCAAUGGCUCUGGAGAACAUGGGUUUGUUGUUUUCUCUAUGGGUUCAAUGGUGUCUGAAAUUCCUAUGAACAAUGCAAUGGAUCUUGCAGAGGCUCUGGGAGGAAUCCCUCAAACGGUUUUAUGGAGAUAUACUGGGACUCCACCAUCAAACCUUCCUGAGAAUGUUCAUCUAGUGAAGUGGCUACCCCAGAAUGACCUGCUUGCUCAUCCCAAGGCCCGAGCUUUUAUCUCCCAUGCUGGAUCACAUGGCAUCUAUGAGGGCAUUUGUAAUGCGGUGCCUAUGGUUAUGUUGCCCUUAUUUGGAGACCAGAUGGACAAUGCCAAGAGGAUUGAAUCUCGAGGGGCAGGAAUAACGAUCAACGUCUUGAAUCUUAUUCCAGAUGACCUAACCAAAGCAUUAAAUGAAGUGAUACUGAACCCAAGUUACAAGGAGAAUGUCCAGCGACUGUCAUCUCUGCACCUGGAUAGACCAAUAGAGCCACUGGACCUUGCUGUGCACUGGGUGGAAUUUGUUAUGAGACAUAAAGGUGCUCCACAUCUGCGCCCUGCAGCCCAUGACUUGAACUGGAUCCAGUACCAUUCACUGGAUGUCAUUGGAUUCCUCCUGGCUGUGCUGCUUACAACACUAUUUAUCACCCUGAAGUUCUGUGCCUUCUGCUGUCGAUGCUGCUGUAGAGUUGGUUCCAGAAAGAAAUCCAAACCCAAGUCAGAAUAGGACUGACUAGAAAAUGAUGUGCGUCUCCUGAAUACUCAAGCUGCUCAACAGCAGUAGGUCAAGUCCACUCCUCAAAUAUCACUGAUGGCUGGAGUGUAGAAAUACUGUUCUAUAAACAAUUACAGUGCACAGAGGGCUGGUAUUACACUCUUAGUGUCAGACCGAUACACAGCACAAAAGCCAUUCAAUUGAAACAGUUGCACACAUAAUUAGUAGUUUUGCUGAUUUGUAGGUAACAUCUCUCUUUAAGGAGUGGUCUAUAUCCUUUUUCUAUAGUAGCCAGCCAGGUCUUAGAAUCAAAAUUGAGAAAACAGUUAGUUACCUGUGUUCUAUCCCAAAACCUAUAUAAAAAGGGUGUUUUUAUUGCUAUAUUUUGGCCAAAGCAUGACAUUUCACCUGCCAGCGUCAACAGGUUAAGGCAUUAAAGAUGUUCAAUGUAGGUUGCAAACAAACAAAGGUAUAAGAGCACAGUAUAACUGAUUUUAAAUGCAUCACAUACUGACAUUCCUUAGGGUAGGUCUUGUCUGUGGGGUUUGCCUUGAUGCUGACAAGUGAACUUGUAUUCUUUGGCCAAAAUAUGGUUCUAAAAAACAACAUUUUCAUUUAUAUGUUGGGGUAGGAGUAGUGUACAAGUAACUUUCUCUUUGUGAAAUAUUGCUGUAUUUUGAACUUGUUGCAGCCCUUUAAGACUGGGAUUUGUGCACAGUUUUUACUUUUUUCUUUUUCUUAGCAAAAUAGUUGAGUACUGUGCCACUGGAAAUUAAUUAAAGGGACACUGUACCUAAAAAAUUUCUUUUGUAAUUCAUAAAGAGCAUGCAAUUUUAAGCAACUAUCUAAUUUACUCCUAUUAUCAAUUUUUCUUCAUUCUCUUGCUAUCAUUAUUUGAAAAAGAAGGCAUCUAAGCUUUUUUUUUGGUUUCAGUACUCUGGACAGCACUUUUUUAUUGGUGGAUGAAUUUAUCCACCAAUCAGCAAGGACAACCCAGGAUGUUCACAAAAAUGGGCCGGCAUUUAAACUUACAUUCUUGCAUUUCAAAUAAAGAUACCAAGAGAAUGAAGAAAAUUUGAUACUAGGAG
Messenger RNA from Bombina bombina (fire-bellied toad), 2712 nucleotides. RefSeq names its product UDP-glucuronosyltransferase 1A1. The record is from RefSeq and is a predicted model, not a curated record. Lineage: Eukaryota; Metazoa; Chordata; Amphibia; Anura; Bombinatoridae. The transcript has 5 exons. Bases 38 to 1636 code for a protein of 532 amino acids. Gene Ontology annotation, molecular function: UDP-glycosyltransferase activity.